UGGCUCCUUACAGGAAGCAUCACAUUUAGGAGCACGAGCUUGAUGUCAGAGCUGAUCUGACUCUGGAUUACAAAUUAGACAUAUUGUAACAUAUUUAUACAAUAUUACCGGCUGUCCAGUAUUCACAAGUCACCAGCAUGUCGUCUUUCAGAAAAGCUUUAAAAUCCCAACAGCGGAAUCAUAAAGAACGAUCGCAGCCCGGUUUCAGGAAACAUUUAGGCUUUCUGGAAAAGAAGAAAGACUACAAACUUCGAGCAGAUGACUACCAUAAGAAGCAGAAUACCUUGGCUGCCCUGCGUAAGAAAGCGCUGGACAGGAACCCAGAUGAGUUCUACUACAAGAUGGUCAGCUCCCAGCUGCAGGAGGGGGUGCAUGUUGCUAACAAGCCCCGAGGAGAGGAGGAGGUGACGGAGGAGCAGCUGAAGGUGAUGAGGACCAGGGAUGCCCGAUACGUGGAGAUGAAGAGGGUUGCUGAGAUCCAGAAAAUUGAGAGGUUGAAAUCGGAACUGCAUGUCCUGGACGCUGAGGGCAGACAGAGAAACCAGCACACCUUCUUCAUGGACUCUGAGAAAGAAGUCCAGCAGUUUGACCUGGCUAGACACCUGGACACAGCCCCAGAGCUGCUGGGGAGGGUGUUUAACAGACCCACCCUCCUAACCCUGGAGACCAAGACUGUCCAGGGAGCAGUGGAGCCUGGCAGUGUGAAGAAACUGGCCCGGCAGCGUAGACACCAAUACCACCUGCUGUCUCAGCGGGUCGACAGAGAGAAGAAGAUGUUCGUCAUCGCACAGAAGAUCCAGACACGCAAAGACCUGCAGGAUAAGACCUCCAGGGUGAAGGUGCAGAAGGAGACACAAAACACCCCCGCUGUCUACAAGUUUGAGACCAGGAGGAAACGAUGAGGCCUCCAUCUCUCCUCCACCUCUCUACCACCCCUCCGUCCCUCCUCCCUCCACCUCUCCUCCACCUCUCUACCACCCCUCUGUCCCUCCUCCCUCCACCUCUCCUCCACGCCUCUACCACCCCUCUGUCCCUCCUCCCUCCACCUCUCUACCACCCCUCUGUCCCUCCACCUCUCCUCCACGCCUCUACCACCCCUCUGUCCCUCCUCCCUCCACCUCUCCUCCACGCCUCUACCACCCCUCUGUCCCUCCUCCCUCCACCUCUCCUCCACCUCUCUACCACCCCUCUGUCCCUCCUCCCCUCCACCUCUCCUCCAUGCCUCUACCACCCCUCUGUCCCUCCUCCCUCCACCUCUCUACCACCCCUCUGUCCCUCCUCCCCUCCACCUCUCCUCCACCUCUCUACCACCCCUCUGUCCCUCCUCCCUCCACCUCUCCACGCCUCUACCACCCCUCUGUCCCUCCUCCCCUCCACCUCUCCUCCACCCCUCUGUCCCUCCACCAUCCGUCUGCCCCUUCCCUCCACCCAUCGGCCACUCCUCCCCACCACCCCUCUGCCCCUACAGCCCCCCCUCUCCCCCAGCCUCACAGGAAACACAUCAUCACCAGAGGCCUGUCUGGUAGCAGGGCACUCUCCCUCCUUUAGUGUUGUACAGAUGUUUCACAAGCUACUGUUUGAUUAUCCUGUUAAAUAAAUAUCUUUGAGAUUAAUUUCUGAGAAUUC
Molecule: messenger RNA, 1626 nt
Organism: Osmerus eperlanus (European smelt)
Lineage: Eukaryota; Metazoa; Chordata; Actinopteri; Osmeriformes; Osmeridae
Gene: utp11
Product: UTP11 small subunit processome component
Exons: 8
Coding region: 138-902 (254 amino acids)
Biological process (GO): rRNA processing
Cellular component (GO): nucleolus; small-subunit processome
Source: RefSeq, a predicted model, not a curated record